UGACGGACGCGCGGCUCUCGUUUCUGCCACACGCCACACGGCUGCCACAAGUGUUUGCUGAGGAACGUGUGCCACUCCUCCGCCACAGCUGGUGAUCCUCUGUUGCUGCUGCUGCUGCGAAGAACCAGCGAACCCUCGCCACCCACGGCCGAACGAGACGAGCAUGACGCAAGCGACUGCGUGAAGCGUCCAAAUUCCAGCAGCAUCGUCGCCGGCCUGUGGUGGUGCCGCCGCCGCCCAUCUUCUUAUAUCCUAGCCUACAUUUUUUGACGACGAAGCAACAAAGGAAGAAGGCAAGAAAUGACUGCCGCGGCCUCUCUCCUCUCUCUAUUCCCCCGACCCGCCCCUUCCCAACAACCAUGUCGCUUCUCCUCCGUCCACCCUCCUCCUUCGCGAAGAAAACCAUCCUUCUCCAUCUCCAUCCCCCACGCCGCCGCUCCCUCCUCCUCGAACCCCACGCCUACGACUUCGGAAGAGCCACCGAAGCCCCAGAUCGAGCUCGAGUUCCUUGGCCCGAAAGCUGGAGCCGACGGGGCGUACCCGGUGGACAAGGCGUCCGCGGUCAGCGGCGAGAAGCUUCUCCGCAACAUUAUGCUCGACAACAAGAUUGAGCUCUACGCCGCCUACGGCAAGGUGAUGAACUGCGGAGGAGGUGGGAGCUGCGGUACUUGCAUUGUCGAGAUUGUUGAUGGCAAAGACCUGCUUAAUGAGAGAACAAAAACUGAGCAACGGUAUCUGAAGAAGCAGAAGCCUGAAUCUUGGAGGCUUGCCUGUCAAACUAUUGUCGGGAAUAAGGAGAACUCGGGCAAGGUUGUUGUUCAACGGACGCCUCAGUGGAAGACAUGAUUCAUUACUCCUGAAACAGAGAUGACAGAAAUCUCAGUAUCAUUGUAGUCAUUGUUUGUACAUAUUCUGAAUCCUAUUCACCAAGAUAGGAUAAUUAAGAUCAUCUUCUUCCCGUAA
Messenger RNA from Musa acuminata subsp. malaccensis (wild Malaysian banana), 963 nucleotides. Lineage: Eukaryota; Viridiplantae; Streptophyta; Magnoliopsida; Zingiberales; Musaceae. The record is from RefSeq and is a predicted model, not a curated record.